GUUGGUUGGUUGGUUUAGUAUAUUUGCAAAACUGCUACACUUCUUCUGUUACCCAUAAAUAAUCUACCACUCAUCGUUGUCGUGUUCGAUUCUUCUUCUGAGUUGGAUUCUACUUUUAUCAUUACACUCAUUGUAAGCUAUUCAGAUUCAUUCAUUAUACAAAAACUGAUUCCGGGGUUUGGUGGAGAACCAACUAUGAACAGUUCAUCACCGGCUCAUUCAUCAAUUUCAACGACGGCGGUCAUCGGCGGUGGAGUCGGAGGUAUAAGCACCGCUGCCGUUUCUGACGAUUUUAAUUUUCCUUAUGAUCAUAUGAUUCAUAUCUCAACGGAAGAGCGAAAAGAUGAAGCCAUGCUAGUGCUAAAAGCAGAUCUUAUGGCUGCACUUGACAAGGAGGUAAAAUCCUUGGAUGAAGAUAACUGGAAGUUUGAAAAACCUCGUUCUCGGAUCCACCUUGCAUCACGUCGAGGUGGUGGUCAUCUCCAUAGGCCUACUGAAAUUUCAAAGAAUUGGAAUUUUACUCCUCCAAAAUAGUUUGAAUGAAACUCUGUCACCUCGAAGCACCAAACCGCUGUUCAAUCAUCAAAUGCUUGUGGUUGUGUUCUGCAGAUAAGAGUUAUAUUAUGCUGCAUUGAUAGAAUACGUUAUGCUACUACAACUUCCGGUGAUAUAUAGUUCUGGAAGAACAUGAUGAGUUGAUGAUUGCAUAGGUGCCUUUCAUGCAUUUUCGCUUAGCCAUUCUAGUCUGGGUAGAUAAGUUGGUGUCAUUUAAUGUAUGUAGUAUCAUUGCUUCAGGUUUGAGGGAUCAAUGGUUAAUUGUAAUUGAUUGUUUCGAAAUUUAUGUAUUUUAAUUUAUAUAUUUAACCUGUUUAUAAAUAGUUCGAAUACUGCAUGAUA
Messenger RNA from Trifolium pratense (red clover), 897 nucleotides. Its product is annotated as protein SAMBA. The transcript has 3 exons. Gene Ontology annotation, molecular function: anaphase-promoting complex binding. Gene Ontology annotation, biological process: negative regulation of organ growth. Lineage: Eukaryota; Viridiplantae; Streptophyta; Magnoliopsida; Fabales; Fabaceae. The record is from RefSeq and is a predicted model, not a curated record. The coding region runs from base 196 to 534 and encodes 112 amino acids.